Molecule: messenger RNA, 1686 nt
Organism: Ceratotherium simum simum (southern white rhinoceros)
Lineage: Eukaryota; Metazoa; Chordata; Mammalia; Perissodactyla; Rhinocerotidae
Gene: TACR2
Product: tachykinin receptor 2
Biological process (GO): positive regulation of flagellated sperm motility; G protein-coupled receptor signaling pathway
Cellular component (GO): sperm midpiece; plasma membrane
Molecular function (GO): substance K receptor activity
Source: RefSeq, a predicted model, not a curated record
CUGCGCAGCUGACCUGUGGAUCCACGGACUGCUGCUGUGCCUCAUCUGAUCUGGAAUGUUUCCUGAGGAGCGUUAGGAGGGACCUGGGUUUGACUUCUGGCUGUCACCACCUUCUUGAGUGACCUGGGCUGGUCCCCUCCUGGAAUCUCUUUUUCCAUUUCUGCAGUGAAGAGGUUGACUGAUGAUUUACAAUGAUGUUUCCUGCUCUGAAACUCUAUCUUGGAUUCUAGAUUUCCAUGUGACAUUGGUGAAGUCUGGCCGGGGCAUGGGACUCUGAAAGGCCAAUGGCUCCAGACCUGGCUGUCCGCUCAGCCUAACUCAUCUUUGCUUGAGACCUGGGAGUGACCCCCGGCUCCCCUGACGUGCCUGGCUCUGCCCCUACUCCCCUCUCUCCCUCACACUCAAGCACCAAAGAGGAUUCUCUUCUAUAGCACAUCUGAGCAGGGCCCCAGGGCCCGGGAGGAGCCGAGGAGCAAGAGGCAGCCAUGGGGGCCUGUGCCGUUGUGACUGACGCCAACAUCUCAUUUGGCCUCGAGAGCAACACCACAGGCAUCACAGCCUUCUCCAUGCCCGCCUGGCAGCUGGCACUGUGGGCCACAGCCUACCUGGCUCUGGUGCUGGUGGCUGUGACGGGCAAUGCCACGGUCAUCUGGAUCAUCCUGGCCCAUCAGAGGAUGCGCACCGUCACCAACUACUUCAUCGUCAACCUGGCCCUGGCCGACCUCUGCAUGGCCGCCUUCAAUGCCACCUUCAACUUCGUCUACGCCAGCCACAACAUCUGGUACUUUGGCCGUGCCUUCUGCUACUUCCAGAACCUCUUCCCCAUCACGGCCAUGUUCGUCAGCAUCUACUCCAUGACUGCCAUCGCCGCCGACAGGUACAUGGCAAUCGUCCACCCCUUCCAGCCACGGCUCUCAGCCCCGGGCACCAGAGCAGUUAUUGCUGGCAUCUGGUUGGUGGCCCUGGCGCUCGCCUUCCCCCAGUGCUUCUACUCCACCAUCACCAUGGACCAGGGCGUCACCAAGUGUGUGGUGGCAUGGCCUGAAGACAGCGGCGGCAAGACGCUCCUUUCGUACCACCUCGUGGUGAUCGCCCUCAUCUACCUCCUGCCUCUCGUGGUGAUGUUCAUUGCCUACAGCAUCAUCGGCCUCACGCUCUGGAGACAAGCGGUCCCCGGGCACCAGGCGCACUGCGCCAACCGGCGCCACCUGCGGGCCAAGAAGAAGAUCGUGAAGACCAUGGUGCUGGUGGUGGUGACGUUCGCCAUCUGCUGGCUGCCCUACCACCUCUACUUCACCCUGGGCAGCUUCCAGGAGGACAUCUACUGCCACAAGUUCAUCCAGCAGGUCUACCUGGCGCUCUUCUGGCUGGCCAUGAGCUCCACCAUGUACAACCCCGUCAUCUACUGCUGCCUCAACCACAGGUUUCGCUCUGGAUUCCGGCUUGCUUUCCGUUGCUGCCCAUGGGUCACACCAACCGAGGAGGAUAAGCUGGAGUUGACUCACACUCCAUCCCUCUCCAUGAGGGUCAAAAGGUGUCACACUAAAGAGAUUUUGUUCAUGGCCGGUGACGUGGCUGAGGCUGCCAACGGGCAGGCUGGAGGGCCCCAAGAUGGGCUGCCUACUGAACCUUGAAGCCUUACGCCUGGCUGCAGGGCGAGGCUUAGCACUCUUUGAGAAGUAGCCA